Molecule: messenger RNA, 1633 nt
Organism: Microtus ochrogaster (prairie vole)
Lineage: Eukaryota; Metazoa; Chordata; Mammalia; Rodentia; Cricetidae
Gene: Iah1
Product: isoamyl acetate hydrolyzing esterase 1 (putative)
Exons: 7
Coding region: 287-1276 (329 amino acids)
Molecular function (GO): hydrolase activity, acting on ester bonds
Source: RefSeq, a predicted model, not a curated record
GUAGGUGUGUAAAUACUCCUGCGCUCUGCUAACAAAGUAUAAGUCUGACUUUAUGAGAUUUCGGUAAAACAGCCCAAUUCCCAUGUCUUUGGCCUAUACCAAAAGUCUAGGGCCCCCAUAGCAUACAAAAAUUUAUUAGAGCUAAACAUUCCGUUUUAAUGCUUUGGAAUCAGGCAGUCUGGAGUGAGGGUCCCUGGACAGCUCGGGCUUUCAAAGUUGUCUCCUCACUGUGUCCACGGAGGCCAGUAACCAAGGAGAGGCGAGCCCCACUUGGGCGUGGCCGGAGAUGGAGGAGCGGGCCUGCCGAAGCGGGUCUCAGCUCCGCCAGCCUGCGCUGGGCACACGGAGCUUCUCUAAGAACCCAGGGCACCCCAGCUAUCGCCGGUCACAGAGCGAUGGAGUAGAGGGUGAGUGGGCCCCCACAGCCCCGAUCACCGACUCUCGGGGCCCAGAAAAGCCGGCGGGAGGAACAGACGACCAGAUCCGCCAGGCUCCGCCUACGGCUGGCUCCGCCCCCCGGAGGCUCCACAUCCGGCGCGGUGUUCGGAGCCAGGCACCAUGGCGCUGUGCGAGCGGGUUGCUGGCGGGAGCUCUUUGCUCUGGCCUCGCGUGUUGCUUUUCGGGGACUCCAUCACCCAGUUUUCUUUCCAGCCGGGUGGAUGGGGCGCAUUGCUGGCUGACCGACUUGUCAGGUUACAACACCAGAUGGGCCAAGAUUAUCCUCCCAAGACUAAUUAAGAAGGAGAACAGUGUGGAAACCCCAGUGGCAGUUAGCAUCUUCUUUGGUGCCAACGACUCCUCUCUCAAAGGUGAGAACCCCAAGCAGCACGUCCCACUGGAUGAGUACAGAGCGAACUUGCGGGACAUGGUGCAGUACCUGACGUCUGCGGGCAUCCCCCAGGAGCGAGUCAUCCUCAUCACCCCGCCCCCGCUGCACGAAGCAGCUUGGGAGAAGGAGUGCAUCCUGAAAGGGUGCAAACUAAAUCGCCUGAAUGCAGUUGUGGGUGAAUAUGCUGAUGCAUGUGUACAAGCAGCCAGAGACUGUGGGACAGAUGUCCUCGACCUGUGGGCCCUGAUGCAGAAGGACAACCAGGACUUCUCAUCCUAUCUAUCAGAUGGCCUGCAUUUAUCACCAGUGGGAAACGAGUUUCUGUUCUUAAACCUCUGGCCGCUGCUGGACAAGAAACUCUCCUCUCUGCCAUGGCUGCUUCCCUACUGGAAGGACGUGGAGGAAGCAAAGCCCGAGCUGAGUCUGCUGGGGGACGGAGACCAUUAGUCAGCCCGGGAAACUUUCCCAGUUGGCCAUCUCUACGCGCACGCGGCUGUUACUGCAGACCUCACCUGAAGCUCAAGUCUUCAUCCUGGGCAGGACCAUCCUUAAGUCAGCAUGGUCCCAAGUGUUCCAGUGCCAAGACAGGCCACAGUAGGGGACAAUGUACAUAACCAGGUUUCUCUGCUUUUACUUACUUAAAGGCAAAGAGAUAAUAAGUCUGUUUGUUCCAGUUACCCUCACUAAGAACUGUGGCCAGGGGACCAUUACAGUGUACAGAGAGACAGAUUGCAGAUGGUCAGCGCUAUCACCAAGGACUCCAUCCAGCCUUAGUUUCUGUUUCUGCACCACAAGUCAAAGGAG